GCAAGGACGCGGGCGAGCCGGAAGAGCCAGAAGAGCCGUGAGGCGCGCGAGGUCCCGGGACGACCGGCGGCGUCCCUGGUGUCUCCCGCCCGGGGCCGGGAUCGCACACAGUAACAAGGGCCCCUCCCCUGAGGUGGGCCCUUCUCUACAGCUAGGAGCCAAUGGCACGGGACAGAAACAAACCCUACGAGCUGGACCAAGAGAAGUACGAUGCUGAUGACAACGUGAAGAUCAUCUGCCUGGGGGACAGCGCGGUGGGCAAGUCCAAACUCAUGGAGAGAUUUCUCAUGGAUGGAUUCCAGCCCCAGCAGCUGUCCACGUAUGCCCUGACCCUGUACAAACACACGGCGACGGUGGACGGCAAGACCAUCCUUGUGGACUUUUGGGACACAGCAGGCCAGGAGCGGUUCCAGAGCAUGCAUGCUGCCUACUACCACAAGGCCCACGCCUGCAUCAUGGUGUUUGAUGUGCAGAGGAAAGUCACCUACAAGAACCUGAGCGCCUGGUACACAGAGCUGCGCGAGUUCAGGCCAGAAAUCCCGUGCAUCGUGGCAGCAAAUAAAAUUGAUGCAGACAUAACGGUGACCCAAAAAAGCUUCAGUUUUGCCAGGAAGUUCUCCCUGCCCCUGUACUUUGUCUCGGCUGCUGACGGCACCAACGUCGUGAAGCUCUUCGGCGACGCGAUUCGAUUAGCUGUGUCUUACAAACAGAACUCCCAGGACUUCAUGGACGAGGUUUUGCAAGAGCUCGAGAACCUCAAGUUGGAGCAGAAAGAGGAGGACGUGCCAGACCAGGAGCAGAGUGGCGGCAUCGAGAGCCUGUCCCCCUCCUGAGGGGUCAGUGGAGGCGGCCUCUGUCCGUGGCUGAGCGGGUGGGAGUCGGGGAAGCCCUUUCAGAGUGCCCGUCCCUUCAGCAGCCCUCCCGCUCUGCGCCUGCGAGCCCACCCGUCCCCCUUGCCUCGCACGUCCACGGCCUGUGACCCAGGGAUGUGGCCUGCGCCAGCAGCCUGCACAGAUGCGAGAGGUCAGCACAGACACCCGGGAAGCAGGACAGGACGAGUGUCCUUAACACCAGCGCCGCCCCACCCCCAGGCCAACCGCAGGCCGGACAGUGAAGGGAACUGGGGAACGUGCUUGUGUCUCUUUAAUAAAAGGA
This is a messenger RNA of Cynocephalus volans (Philippine flying lemur), 1155 nucleotides long. RefSeq names its product RAB, member of RAS oncogene family like 2B (gene RABL2B). The record is from RefSeq and is a predicted model, not a curated record. Gene Ontology annotation, molecular function: GTPase activity; GTP binding. The transcript is spliced from 9 exons. Bases 162 to 833 code for a protein of 223 amino acids. Lineage: Eukaryota; Metazoa; Chordata; Mammalia; Dermoptera; Cynocephalidae. Gene Ontology annotation, biological process: regulation of exocytosis.